Messenger RNA from Kwoniella shivajii, 711 nucleotides. RefSeq lists its product as uncharacterized. The coding region runs from base 1 to 711 and encodes 236 amino acids. The transcript has 8 exons. The record is from RefSeq and is a predicted model, not a curated record. Gene Ontology annotation, molecular function: protein binding. Lineage: Eukaryota; Fungi; Basidiomycota; Tremellomycetes; Tremellales; Cryptococcaceae.
AUGUCAUCAUUCAGUAUACAUAAAGCGGCAUUAGAAGGUCAACCAGGAUUAAUAAAGACGAUAUUGAACGAUGAUCCCAAAUUGGUAAACUCGAAAGACGAGGAUGGAAGGACACCGUUACAUUGGGCAUCGACAACAGGAAACUUAAAUGUAUUGCAAUUGUUACUUGGUUAUCAUCCAGAUGUAGAGGUGAAAGAUACGAUGGGCUGGACACCCUUAAUCAUUGCCUCUGCCGCAAAUCAAGUUGAAGCAGUUAGAGAAUUGAUAGAAGCCGGAGCGGACGUCAACGCCGUCAAUGAGAAAGGACAAACUGCUCUACAUUAUGCAGCUUCAAAAGGGAACGUACCGAUUGGGAGAUUACUAAUAACUAGAGGAGCCGAUAUUAACGCCAAAGAUAGAGCAUCACAAUUUCCCUUACAUCGAGCAGCUACUACUGGUAAUCAUGCAUUCUUAAAUAUACUGCUGAAUACACCAGAAGGAAGACCUAAAACUAGGCUCAAUGGAUCUGAUAGAGCUGGCAAUACACCUCUGCAUCUAGCUUUUGAAAGUGGACACGGAGAUGCAGCUGUAACAUUGAUAGAGGCUGGAGCUGAUCGUGAGAGGUCAAAUUCAGAAGGUCAAGUACCUGAAGAAAUCGAUGGCGUAGGUGGACAAGAACAGAAAAAUGUAAGGAAUUAUGUGAUAUCAAAAGUAGGACCUCGAAGAGAGUAG